GGUGGCAGUGGCAGUGGUAGUGGUAGUGACGGUGACGACGGUGGCGGAGGAGGAGCGAGAAGAGGAACGGAAGGAGCGAGAGACCGCGUCGGGAAGCGCUGGCACGCGGUGUGGCGAAAAAUGGCGAAGACGUUUCGCACGGUAGCGGUCUCGACUCUGUCAAACAAUGGACAGUCCACGCCGAAGUACAACAAACCGGUCACGCUCAAUAUCAAUUACGACCCGCAGGGCCUCAGCGUCGAACUGGUCUCAGAUGUUAGCAGCAGAGAGAAAACAACUUUGCUGGAAUUUCCAGUGACUCCCAGUACUGAAUGUUCUCGUGUAUCAUCUCGAAGUUACGUUUUUACACUUGAUACAGAUAGUUUACUCAUUACAUUUGCUAAUGAAACAGAUUUUCGCAACUUUCACUCGCACAUAGUAAAGCUCAAGAUGGGAAAAGGCGUAUCCGCAUUUAAUGAACGAACGGAGGAAUCUUCGGCGAUGCAGUAUUUCCAGUUUUACGGCUAUCUGUCGCAACAGCAGAACAUGAUGCAGGAUUACAUUAGGACUAGCACGUAUCAACGAGCGAUUCUCGGCAACCUGUCUGAUUUUAAGGAUAAGGUUGUGCUGGACGUGGGCGCUGGCUCUGGUAUCUUAUCGUUCUUUGCCAUACAAGCUGGCGCGAAGAAAGUGUACGCGGUGGAAGCAAGCAAUAUGGCAAACCACGCCGAGCUUCUAGUUGCAGCUAAUAAUUUAUCGGAUAAAAUAAUAGUCAUAGCUGGCAAAAUAGAGGAGAUUGACUUGCCUGAGCGCGUGGACUGUAUAGUGAGCGAGCCUAUGGGAUACAUGUUAUACAAUGAGAGAAUGCUCGAGACUUAUUUGCACGCGAAGAAGUGGCUAGUUCAAGGCGGAAGAAUGUUUCCCUCCAGAGGUGAUCUGCACAUCGCGCCAUUCUCUGACGAAAAUCUUUACAUGGAGCAGUUCAAUAAGGCUAAUUUUUGGUAUCAGACAUGUUUCCACGGGGUAGAUCUCUCCGCCAUGAGAAACAAUGCCAUUAAGGAGUACUUCAGGCAGCCGAUCGUCGAUACUUUUGAUAUUAGAAUAUGUAUGGCGAAGUCCGUGAGGCACAUAGUAGACUUCCAAACAGCUGAUGAGACUGAUUUACAUAAAAUAGAAAUAGAUGUCGAUUUCCAUAUACUGGAGAGUGGUACAUGCCACGGUCUAGCUUUUUGGUUCGAUGUAGCGUUUAUCGGAUCAACGCAACAAGUUUGGUUGAGUACAGCUCCUACCGAACCUCUCACGCACUGGUAUCAAGUACGCUGCCUCCUGGAGAAUCCACUGUUUUGCAAGAGUGGACAGCUGCUCUCUGGGAAAGUUAUUCUUAUAGCAAAUAAAAGACAAUCCUACGACGUAACAAUAGACCUGAAGCUCGAAGGAACGAACAUGGAAAGCAGUAGCAAUACCUUGGAUUUGAAGAAUCCGUACUUCCGGUACACAGGCGCCGCGGCACAACCGCCACCUGGCUUAAACAACACCUCGCCCAGCGAGUCGUACUGGACGACUCUGGACGCGCAGGGUGCACGACAAGCGGUGAACAUGGUGAACGGAAUGUCGGUUAACGGUCUCGGCGAGGUCUCGAUGGAUGCAAGCGCGACCGUAAAUCCGAAUAAUUUGCUGGCAAUAGGGGGACAACCGAACAUUCAUCCAGGUUCUAUCUCGAGUACGGGACGAGGUCGUGUUGGAGGUACGGCCACUAGCACACAAGCAGCACAACUAAUAGGCGGUGGAAUAACUCCGAAUAUGUUCACUUCACCCGCUACUCUUGGUGUUACUUUCCAGCAAUCGCUGGUCCUCGGCAACACUUCUCAUUAUCCAGUGAAUCCCAGCCUGAUGAUCGGUGACUACGUGACUCCUGGGAACGGCAUAUCGCCGCAGGCGUAUCGGCAAUGAUCUAUGGCAAAAUCGUUCCUCGCCGAGUAUUCCCGUAAAGUAAAACAGUUACAGAACGACCGUAAUAGUUGUAGCAGUAUUGGAGACGCCGGCAACAACAGUAAGCAAAGCCGCAAGCUGGUAUUUAGCUCCCCAGCCAGUAAGCUUCGAUUAUCGUCCGCCGUGCGAAUUCUAAGUACCGUCGACUUGGCCAACUUUAAUCCGGGCUUUGGUCAUAGCAGCAGCGUUGCUUAUACAAACAAAGGUACAGCUGGCCCCGGGUUUGCGUUUGAUUGGAAUGUCGCAAGGAAUAAGUCCCAGUGGGAGGCGCGUUGGAAAAGACUGCGAGCCGUCCUCUCGUAGUUGUCAUUAGUUGUCAUACGGUUGAUUUUCAUUUCGUCGUCUCUCCGAAAAGAAGAAGAAGAAGAAGGUGAUCUUCCAGAUCGGCGUGCAUGCUUGCCAAAUCUAUCCCGCCCCAUCUCCCUCCCCACACAUACAUACACAGACAUACGUGAGAAUAUGAUAUUUUUUAAUGACAAUACAGUCGUCGCCAUAGCAUAGACAUCACUAUUUUACGAAGUCUUGACACACAAAUUCGCGAAAUGAUAAUUUAUACAUGGAAGAGAGAAUCGGGAAUGAUCGUUUUGCGAUUCUUUCGUUUUAAUUCGGUGAACUGAAAUGAUUUGCGAUCGACCGAAUGUUUGGUGACAGGCGUAUUUUACUAAGCUGCGACGUUGGCUUGACGUUGGGUUUCGAUAUCAAGCGACUUUUACACGAGUUUUAGACUAGGGAGACCAGCGUUUCGAACCUUUUGAGAAGUGCAAAGAGCAAUAAUACAUUAGGCAUACGUUGUAGAAGCACUCUGUGGCAUUACCUGUUAUUCCGAUGUCUCUUGCGCUCGUUUUUUAAUCGAUGUUUAUUUCUUUAGCGUGACAAUACGCGCGGAAGGAGUUCUGAUGACUUCUCACGAGUAUUAGCUAUUAUCAUUUCAGUCCCGAGUACAACCCGUACUGAGGUGUUUUAAUCAUUUAUUGAUGUGACUCAUCAGUCUCGGUUACGUACGUUUUGUAGGUAAAUUGUAUAUAUCGAAAUAAUGCGAACAUAUAAGUCGCGGGAUACUUCAUCCAGAGAAAAAGAAACGACACUGCACUGAUCGAACACAAUACAAAAUCGUCCGAAAAACUAUGAGUAUAGCGAGUUGUUGCCAUAGUGUGUAUAUGUAAUAAACAGAUUUGUUACGAAUGUACUGUGCAUUGGGCAAGAAUCGCUCGGAAAAAUGGAAUCUUAUAGUUUUACAUAAGACGAUCUGUAAUUUGUAAGGUAUAGCUUUGCGUUACACUUAGUUCUUUUUUUACGUAUAUUUUGUAGUCGCGAGAAAUGUCUGUUUUAAAAGAUUCUCACGAAUUCUGUCUGAAAAUGUAUUAUGUAAAAUUUACAUUGUAAAUGAUAACGAUUUAAUUUUCACAGAAAUAAGUCGGAGUUUUUAUCGAUUGUAAAACAAAUGUAUAUCACAGAUUUGUUUUAUUAGGCUAUCGUACACGAUACUUUUUCCUUAUCGCACUUGUAAUUUACGUAAUUAAAAAGUUGACAUCACACCUGCGUUCAAUUGUGUGACACGUUUACGUAUAUUAUUGUAACAUACCGCGCCGCAAUAUCACACAGCAUCAAAAUCUUUGAAGAUAGACAUUUUUUGCAUUGAUGAUCUGUACGCGUGUUAAGUGAUGCUCCGAAACUUAUACAUGUUCCCUGUACUCAUAAUAAUGAAGUAAAAAAACAAACAAAUAUACGGCCAUAAUAAUUUUUCAUCAUUUUUAACCCUUUCCACUCGUGCAUCGUGAUACGGCGCAAAAUCCAUUUACCAUUUACCAUUUUGCUUAAUCAUUUUUUAUUUAUAAUAAUUUUUUUAUUAAGCGUUAACUUCUUGAUAAGAAUGUACUUCUGAUCGUAUUAUAUUAUUGGUAACACAUCUGAGUGCAAAGGGUUAAAUUGUUGAAAUAUCGAACUGUUUAACAGUUUCUUGUGCACGCCUUGGGUGUUAUGUCUGGUGUGCGGCGCUAUUUCACACCGCAUUGAGAAUUUUUUACUCCGUUGAAUAAUUGUGAGAAAUACACAAUCGUCACUGUGUAUGGAACCCGUUGUACAUACAUACAUCUAUACAACAUACGAAUACAUAUAUAUAUAUAUAUAUACACCCUCGAAUAAUUUCUAUAUAUUGUUUAGGUGUACAAGAUAACUCACCGGGAACAAUCCAGUGGAUUUGUUCCCAGUGGACUAUCCUGCAUAAUACCUAGAUCUCGAGAGAACUCUUUUGAGUCCAAUUAGUUCUUAAGAACGUUACACUUUGUUUGUUAUCUGCACACGCAUGCCAUUCAAUCCUGACACACAUACACACACAGACACACCUCCCAGUUACCUCGUCGCCGUGAAUAUGUAUCACUUUUUUGCAGCAGCAACAGUUUAUUGCGUGUUACCUUCACCAAGACAUCCUUCAGAUCGAGAAACUGUUCGACGUGAAAGGCGCAUUAUGCGGGUCGUUCGCGCGAUACACCGGAUCGCCGGGCGCAUUGGUGUACUUGAAAUCAAAGCUAGAUGAUUUGUACUUAUUCAUAUAUCCAUACAGGAAUCUUUUUCGUGUCUCUCGUCGCGUGCAUACACGCGCGAAGGGUGUAAAUAGCGCGUGGCAAUUUCUCGAUGAAGUAUUUCUGGAAAGAGCGAAAGAGGGAGUGUCAUAUGUACGCUUGUUAAUACACGCCUCGGCACACACAAAUGCAAAUCCAUCUCGUGACAGGCAUUCCACAAGUGCUACUAAUACUGCAUGGUUUGUUGUUGUAAUAAUUAAUAUAAGAACAAUUGCUUCUUCCGCCGUUUCUUUUGGGAUAGCGACACCGGAAGCAACAUCUAGGAUGCAACGUCGUCUUCUGCUCUUCUCUCCGCCUCGCGCGCAUCACCAUCGGAGCACUCCGAGACUCGAAAAAUUGCAAUAUUAACGAUGUUCAAUAUUCGGCGUUUCUGGAUGUUGUUUGCGGUGCAAGUCUCUUACAUUGAUGUGAAUGUGUGCGUUUUUCUUUUUGUACCGUUAGGAUAUCGAAUAUAUAAGACUGCUACGCCGCCCGGAAAAACAUAUACGCAACAGUACAUAUCUAAUCCCAGUCGUGGUUGAUCGUCCCGCUUCUCCUCGUAUCGUUUGAAUUUAAGAGGAAGAGGUUUCUCUCACAUAAUUGACAUGUACAUAAUAUUCUCGGUUGAGAUGCGUUUUCUCAAAAUCGCCUGUCUGUUUUAAUUGGACCCUCGAACGUUUUCUAAACUGGGGUGUCACUUCGUUAGUUAGCUUUGACUCGUGUGUGCUUUCGGGCGGUACGUUCGAGUAUUAAGUAGAGUCCAGCAGUGUUAUAUAGAAAAUCCAUGCGUUCCAACGACUGAAAAUCAUAUAAGAUAUCUCAGGUAGUUACGCGAGCUCGAAGGAUGCCUUUACUGCGCUAAGUGUCUAAAUUUUGUCUGAUUUCUCGAGGUUCGUUUGUGAUUCAGCAUUACGGACGCAGAUACAGAUUUCCGUUCACGCUUCGUAUCCCGGUGAAGCAUAAGCAUGGUUUUACACAGGAACAUUGUAUAAUCGCAUAAAAUCAGAAUCAUACAAAUAUAAUCUAUAGUGUAAUUGUGUAGUAAAAUUGACCAAUCAUGCUUGAGAUAAGUUAUUGUCGAAUUGAUUGUUUCCUUUGCCAUACCUGUGGAACUCUUCAACAUGACAAUUAUUUUUGUCCGAUUUUAUUCGUGAUGUAGCAAUCAACGUAUAGCGUCUUAAGUUUUUGCCAAGUGUAACGCUGUCUGAAUAAUUUUAAGCAAUUUUAAUCAAAAUGAACAGCAGCUUGUCUAAUCUUAUUUUUUAAAUCCGUUCACGGGAGUUUGAUUUAUGUAAAAGCACAUAAUUUCUAUUAUGUAUUUAUUACAGCAAAAAAAUUCUAUUAUACAGAGAUAAAAGAAGACCAGUUAGCAAUCCGAGACUGUAGUACUUACGAAUAACAGGAUUACAAUGAAGCAGAAACAUUGUUCUAGACAUUCUACGUAUUAGUACAGUAUUCAUUGUAAAUACGACAAUAUUUUUGCAGCGACUGCAGAUUUUUUUAUCGCUUGUAAGAAAUUCUUUUUCAUAUGCUAUAUACGCAAAUCUGAGGUAGCGUUUGGUUUAACACGAACAAGUUCAGCGUACGCUCACGCUUAUAUCUAAUUAGUGAUUUCAAUCAAUUUUUAAUAAAUUUCCUUUUAACGAUGCAUCACAAUAAUUUAUUGUCAAUUAUUAGGAGUACUAAUUUUAUAUGGGAUAUUAAAAUUUAUAUUAAAUUUAUAUUAAAAUGGGACAUUUCAAUGUUUACGUUGAUUCGAAUGCGAUUGCAUUACGCUGAAUUGUGGGACGUAUAAUUACAUGGAUACAUAAAGUAUAUAAGUUUACGAUAAGUUAUUUGAUUUUUAAGACACCCGCCAUGACGUGGCAACCUUUGGAAUUGAAAUUUUGUUCUCUUCUCUUAGAGAGCCUCGUUUUUAAUAAAGGUAUUUCAACGAA
Molecule: messenger RNA, 6463 nt
Organism: Ooceraea biroi (clonal raider ant)
Lineage: Eukaryota; Metazoa; Arthropoda; Insecta; Hymenoptera; Formicidae
Gene: Art4
Product: arginine methyltransferase 4
Biological process (GO): chromatin remodeling; peptidyl-arginine methylation, to asymmetrical-dimethyl arginine
Molecular function (GO): histone H3R2 methyltransferase activity
Source: RefSeq, a predicted model, not a curated record